This is a messenger RNA of Alligator sinensis (Chinese alligator), 9244 nucleotides long. RefSeq names its product GRB2 associated binding protein 2 (gene GAB2). The coding region runs from base 105 to 2027 and encodes 640 amino acids. The record is from RefSeq and is a predicted model, not a curated record. NCBI's taxonomy places the organism in Eukaryota, Metazoa, Chordata, Crocodylia, Alligatoridae. The transcript is spliced from 11 exons.
UUUACUGCUUUUCCAAGGGCAGCAUCUGGAAGCCCCAGUCACAGACCAGAUCUUCAUUGUGACAGGCGUGGAAGAAACGCUGGUUCAUUCUGCGGAGCGGUCGGAUGAGCGGAGACCCGGAUGUCCUGGAAUACUACAAGAACGACCACUCUAAAAAGCCCCUGCGCGUGAUCAACCUCAAUUUCUGCGAGCAAGUGGACGCAGGGCUGACCUUCAACAAGAAGGAGCUGCAGGACAGCUACGUCUUUGACAUCAAGACCAGCGACCGGACCUUCUACCUGGUUGCUGAGACAGAGGAGGACAUGAACAAGUGGGUUCGUAGCAUCUGCCAGAUCUGUGGCUUCAACCAGUCAGAGGAGAACACAGACACCCUGCGAAACAUCCCCAUGAGCCACGGGCCUCGCUCCUCCCCGGCAGAGCUGAACGGAAGCAAUCAUCGCCUGCUCCGAGAGCGGAAGUCCUUCACACCCUCCCACUCAAGUCAACCUACUUUAUUUACGUUUGACUCGCCCGCCAACCACAUCCAGACCACCCUGUCAGCCAGCGCCCCGCAAGACUAUCUAUUUCUCCACCAGUGCAUGAGCAGAAAGUCAGAAAACACCAGGAGUGCAAGUUUCUCUCAGGCUACAAGGUCUUCGUUCUUCAUGAGAAGUGACUCGGCCGUUCAAAAGCUCUCGCAGGGCAACGGGCACUGUAUGAAUGGGGUUGACAGGCAAGUCCAUGGCUUCUACAGCUUGCCGAAGCCGAGCAGACACAACUCUGAGCUCAGGGACAGCGCCUAUGACCUCCCGCGGAGCUUCGGCUCCUACACCAAGUCGAGCCUCACCAGCUCCGAAACGGAUAACGAGGAGGUUUACACUUUUAAGACUCCCAAUAACACCCUGUGCAAGGAGUUUGGGGAGCUCUCUACAGACUCCUAUGAUAUCCCCAUGACUCCUCUCUCAGUUUACCAGUACCCGAGGACAUUCACACUGGACAAGAACCACAACACACUGGCUGUAGCCUCCAGUGAAUCUCCUGCUGCCCCUCCACCUCGGCCACCUAAACCAGGGCAGAUGGAGCCCCAGUGGGGUAGCCCUCCACUGCGUCCACAAAACGGUGAAAGCAUAGGCCUGGUCCCCUUGGCAGCUACCAUUCCCAGGAGGAACACAUUGCCAGCCAUGGAGAACAGCAGGCUGCUCCGAGCUUCUUCCUGUGAGACUUACGAGUACCCCAAGCAUGGGGGCAGCGGCACUGUGCAGUCAGUAGAAUCUGUGAAUGACGGGUUCAACUCCUACAUGCAAGCCAAAGCUGCCAUGGCACGCUCCCACAGCACUGACUCAGAGGACAACUACGUCCCAAUGAACCCAGGCUCCUCAUCCCUGCUCAGCAUGGAGAAAACAACUGACAAUGCCCAGGGUCUGUACAUCCCAAUGAGCCCGGGGCCGCAUCACUUGGACAUACUGGGACUGUCCUCGGCCACCCUCCCAGUACACAAAGGAGGAGCCAUUGCCCAGUGUCACAGGCGGCUGAGCGAAAUCCAGCCCCCUCCAGUCAACCGCAACCUCAAACCCGACCGGAAAGCAAAGCCAACGCCUCUGGACUUGAGGAACAACACUGUCAUCGAUGAACUUCCCUUCAAGUCUCCAGUCACCAAAUCCUGGUCCAGACCAACCCAGACUUUCAACUCGGGCUCUUAUCAGUACUGCCGCCCUGUCUCCACCCAGAGCAUCACCAGCACUGACUCAGGAGACAGCGAGGAGAAUUACGUGGCCAUGCAAAAUCCAGUAUCAGCCUCUCCUGUUCCUAGUGGCACCAACAGCCCAGCACCAAAGAAGAGCUCAGGGAGCGUGGAUUACCUAGCCCUGGACUUCCAGCCGAGCUCACCUGGGCCACACAGGAAGCCCUCCACAUCCUCUGCUGCCUCGGAUGAGAAGGUGGACUACGUGCAGGUGGACAAGGAGAAGACGCAAGCUCUGCAGAACACCAUGCAGGAGUGGACCGAUGUGCGGCAGUCAUCAGAGCCCACCAAGAGCAGCAAGCAGUAACGAACAGGCAACACUGGCACCCAAACAGGCAAAUGUCCACCCAGGUGGUUUUCCAAGGCUGGGCCCUUCUCCAGCAAUGCAGCCUCAGAGUGUGGCUACUGCCAGUGUGGUCUGGAGUCUUAUUUUUCAAACACAACCUUAAUUUCAGGGGAAGACUUGGCAGAUGCUGUUUGCUAGGGGUAUGGACCAACUCUUCUAGGUGGCUGAGUUCAGGCUGUUACUUUAGCUGCUGGAUGCACUGUCCAGGAUCUUAAACUUAGCAAUACCGGGUUCACCAAUGCACGUCUUUUGCUUUCAGCUGUUACUAAAGCCACCUCAUACCUGUUAACACAGAAUAAUCUCUCUCAGUCUUCUUCCAUGUCAUAUGCCCAAACUGUGCCAAACAUGUGCUGGUUUGGGGGCACCUUUGAUGGGUCACAGAUUUCCAUCACAGACUCUGGGCUGGCCCAGCUCCCUGAACCCCCUUAUGUGAAGAUGGGCCACCACUAGUGCUGAUUUGUGUUUGUUUGAUCACUCAAUUGUAAAUACUCUUCCCCAUCAGGGAGCACAACUUCUGUGGUCAUGGUUGUGGCUGUUCCCCUCAGCAGCUUGCCUAGUGCCGGGGCUGACUGACUGGUUCAAGACAACCCUGGAUCUCCAUGUCUGAAUUCCCUCCUGCCACACAUACAAAACACACACGCUGCCUGGGAGCCUGGCUGAUUUUCAAAGGGGUUGUUUCCUUUUCCAAAAGGCACUAUUUAUAUUUAAUCUCUCUGAGGAGUGAUGGUGUUGGAGGGACCACCUUGUAAAGGCAGAAUUAAAGGAGUAAAGGCCUGACCCAAUGCCCAUGUGAAGCCCAUUAGAUCUAGGUUGGGCCUUAAGAGCCAAGUUUUACCAUCAGUCCCACUAGGGGACAGUCCUACUCCUGUUGAAGGACUGACUACAACUGAGGUGGGAAAAGGCUCUGUUGAAUCUAUAGGGAGAAUUUGGGUCAUAUGUGGCAGAAACAUAGAAAGGGAAGGGUCUGGAGAAACACAGAAAGGGAAGGAGAGCGUGGAACGAUGUAGGGUCUUCGAAGAGAGCAGAGGUAGAGAUACUAUAAUGGAGUUAAGUCAAAGUGUCCUAAGCUAAUGAUGAGAUCUCAGACUGGGGAACAGUCUCCCCAGAGGAGUCAGGACAGUCCUCUCAUGUGAGUAGUAGUUUAAAACCAGUGUUAGAAAGCAUCAGGGUCUUGAGGUCAUCCUCCACAUAGUUGCCAAUCUCAGAGGACUAAGCAGGAAGGCAGACUUUACUGCACAGAUAAUAAUCCACAGUCCCAUAAAAAUAUGGAAGAGCAACCAUUACCCUUGAACGAUUAACUCACUAAGCAGAAUGCAAGAAACACUUAGUGCAGACCUGGACAAAGAACAUUGCUGUGACCUGAAAACUGACAUAAAUCCUCUAGAAAGGUUAGGCUAAUAAACAUGAUUGUUCAAGAGCUCAGAUAACCUGUUCUUCCACAGCCACAGCUCCUUCCACUGGCUCUGAGGAUGGGCAAAAAUAACUGUUUGGAGCAGGGGAUUUCGGCUUCUAGCAUGAAGCUUUCAAAGGGGCCACCAGCCCCCAUCUCCCACUGAAUGUCCUAAUUCUGCCCUGGCUGCAAAAGCUACAACAUAGUGAUCAUUGCAAGGCUGUUUCUGAAAUGACAGUGGUAACAACCUGUUCUUUGAACGGAGCCAACAGCGCUACUGUGUGUACGCUAACAGCAUGCCUAUAGUGCUGGUAGGGGGCAUAGAGGCUCAGCAUGCAAAUAUGAGACUGCCCACAUCACACUGCCUCCACUGUUGGACUGAAUGCAUGUGAAACCACAGCAAACGUACAGCACCAGCAGUAGGGGCAAAGUGCUGACCUGUCAGCCUCAGAGCCACAGGCGUUCACCCCAUGAGUUACUGGAGUGACACCAUUAGCAAGAAGCAGCAGGCUGCUGUAGUUGCUGGGGCCAGUCACUAGUGGGAGACAUAAUCACAUGUAGGAGACUUGCGUAUUACAAAUGCACCGUCAAAUCAAACCUUUUCAAACUGUUAUGACGAAUUGUCUGUCGUGACAAUUUGAAGGAGAAUCACUGAGUCCUGUGGGGCUGUUGGUGCCAACCCCACAUCAAUAACUGCAUGUAUAGAGGUUGAACUCUCCUUUCUCUCCAAGAUGGGACUGAAUCUGUUAGCAUAGUGCUAUGGGGUGACCUGAUGCUGCUGCUCUUGCUGUGCCCAGCCUGUUCGUCAGUGCUGCACGCCUGUCUGCAGGGCUGUAUCUAGUCACAGGCAUUACAUAAUUCUCUCUGGGCCCAUACCAGAUUCACACAAAAUAUCUCCUCCCAAACGGAUGGUGAACAGUACCACGUUCCCUCCAGAAAGGCAAUAAGCUUCAUCUCUAGUAUCAGUCCAUCCGGUGGAUGAAUGGCAGCACCCUGUGAAGUGGCCUAAGCUAAAGGCUGUAUCCCUGCUGAUGCCAUGUUUUGAGAUAGGGCCUUGCUGUGAAAUUAAACUCCAACCUCUCUUCCUGGCUAUGAAGGCCAGAGCUCUUUGUACCCAGGCUUGUGGGUCCAGACCAUUUGUUUGCUCUGAAGGAUGCCUCACGAUGAGAGGAAAAGCACUGAGCCGUGUUUGCGCACCGUGUAUUUCUAGAACUGAAACAUGUUGUUCCUCGGUCUUCAUUGGGACUCCACUGACUUUCACACAGUUACUUCUGCCAGAAACUUCACUGAAGUCACUCCUGAUUUGAUAUCAGUACAAGCAGAAGGAGACUCACGUGCAUCCGUUACUUAGACUCACCAGGCUUUUUUAUUCUGGGCAACAUUCCGUCUUUAGUGAGCACCGCUGUGACGUCGGUGAGCUUCUUCUUUCCCCGUUUCUAAAUAAAGUUCUGUUGAAGUCAACAAGCAAGUAAAUAGUUAUUGUUUGAGCAUAAUCCGAUCUUCCAGGGCUUGGUUUGAUUCUGGAAUGAGCCUUGACCUGACCCAUGUGGGUCCAACCAUUGGAUGUAGGUCCUUGAGACUAUUAGGCUGUUUUGCAUAAGUGUCCUCAAAAUUUACCAACCUAACCACAUAUGCUAGUAUCCUGUCCCUUUACCAGGAAUGGAGGGGUUGCCACUUAAGGAAAAGCUAUAAGGAAAUGUUAAGAAGUUGCCUUGAGGAUAUUUGUCAGAAAAAUAAAGCAGGUAUCGUGAUGCACUUCAUAAAAAUCAUCAUCAUCCUGGUUUUGCUCAGACAAAGUUACAAAAUGGGUCCAGCAAAAAUCUGUGCCUACCGGAGGUCUGUGAGUGCUUUGAUGCCAGACAGCUACUUUUUCUUACAUGCUGAAUGCUUUUUGCAGGGAGAUGAGCAUACAAUUCAUUGAAUUUCUGUAGCCCUUCUGAUGAUAGUAUGUUGCUGGAUAAUAAACAGUGGGCUUGAUUUAAAGUCCAGCAAAAUUACCAAGAUUCCCAUGGCCAUCAAUGAGAGCAUAAAAGGGAUAGUGACAGCCCUGGUAGUCGAAACAUUACAGCAAUGUGCUAGUGCCCGAGAACCAGAAACUGGAUAUAUGUGGAAGCAGAAGCUGAACUAGCCACUCUCUCUGUUCAUUGCCUCAGCUGACAGUAAUCCAAAACAUAACGGCAAAAGCACUAUCAGCAUGAAAAAGCAAAUUUGAUCUUUAAGAAGGAAGCAGACUUUUCAGUUUUGAUGCUCCAAAAUAUCAUUAACACAGAUAAAGAUUUGCUUUUUACAGUAUAUGAUUACUUUUUUCUCACACUGUCUCUUUGAUAGCUUAGAGAUGCGGAGGUUCACUUCAGACACCCCGAGAUGCAGCUACCUCUGGUGUGGAGUGCAGCAGUUGUUUUCACAGCACAGCCACACCACCCUCCCAUUUGAGCUGUAACUAUUAUAAAGCUGAAACUGAAGCCAGCUGCAGACAAACUUCCAAAACCUGGACCUCAUCCAAAGCCCAGUAAAGUCAGUGGAAAGACUCUGAUUGAUGGGCCCCCAAGGGUCAUAAAACUGAUUAUUUUCCCUAAUGUGAACAGAAGCUGUAUGCACCUAGACAAGGAUUCACCAGCAAAUCAGAAAUUCCCUUCCUCUUUACAUCUGCCAGGCUGGAGAGAAGCUGAACCUUCUAAGUUUCCCCAUAAUACGAGGCUGGUAGUGUCUAUCUUGAAAGGCAGGAAUUGGAAAGAAAAAGAACAGCAUGGGCUAUUUUGUGACUGAGGCUGGCGGCAUGACGGACACCAGAGCAUAUGAGGUGUGUGCUGUGUUGCAACACAAUUGUGCAGACUAUUUCUUCAAUUCUCUACUACAAUGGUUCAGCCAACUGCCAAAAUGCCUGAUGUAUCGCUGCUGUGACUGACAGAAAGACAGAGUCAGAGAUCAGAGUUUCCCGUGUACUCCCUGCAGAUUUUUUGAUGCAUGUGUGCAUGUGUGCACACUGUUCUGAUUUACAUUCAAGCUAGUUCCCGACUCCCUGGAGAGAAGGAAGCCCAUUAAUGUAGCUGACAGAUCCCGUCUUGUGUCCCCCCUUCCCUCCUGCCGGCAGCUUUCCUGCAUAGUUCCAAAAAUAGUGGUUCUACCCCUCACCCUCUGAGGCCUGUUCCUUCACUGGUGAAGAUCUGCACAGCUGGAACAGCUGCAUGACAGCCUUAUAAGGACAUCUGGAAGUCUUCCUGCUGCCUAACCCUCUUCCCUAGGACUUAAACUGCACUAAGGUGUGAGCUUGUGCCUUUAAAAAGCUUCAGGUGUGCAGCUCACCUGCUGAGCUGCAGCCUUACAAAUCAAGCUGUAGAUACUCCAGAGAUGCAUCUUCAUAAUACCCAGGUCUGAUUUAUAAUCCUCCAGAGAUGUUGCAUGUUUAUCUGUUCCAGUGGGGCAGGUAUGAUAGAGGCUCUUGAGUAGGGGUGAAUCACUACAUUGCUUGCUUUGCUGUUUCUGCCUGCUCACCUCUGGCUCCUUGUUUGCACCCAGUUUCAAUUCAAGGGGUGACCUAUAAGCCUUGAAGUCUUAAGUGAGGUGACGUCAUGAACUCUUUCAUCCUGCCAUAGUGGGAGAGGUCCCCUAGGUAGGUUUGGUCAUCUGCCCCUGGCUGCUGGGGUCUCUGUAUGUACACUUUGUCCCUGGAACCUCUUCCCUUUUGCAACCCGUCAAAGUUUGAGUUUGCAGGUGUCUUGGAUAAUGUGUCAGUGCUUUGGUUUGAAGUUGGGUUAGAUAUGACAGGUGCAGCCCCCCUUUCCCAGCCUGGGCACAUUCUCUGGUGACUUCCCCAACUCAUUGCAGUUGUUUGAGGAUUUUCCAUCUCACUGUCUCUGUAAGCGUUGCUCUUUAACAAGCUCUCGUUCUAAACAUGGCUUUUGGGGUCUGGCCCUUUACAUUUGGUGGAGCUAUUCAGCUCCCUUUCUCCAGUGACCAUUUUGCACCCUGAGAGCUGGGGGUUGCUUCUCUCUGCUAGACAGGUGGCAUGUUCCUCACACACUCCUUGUACAGCACCAGGUGUACAGUCCACACAUACUGCCCAAUAAUCUGCAUGAACCAGGCACUGCCCUGCCUGGCCUUCAAGGAGAGCUACAUUUAGCAGCCUGGCCAGGUUGAACUUGGGACUUAAUUCCUGAUACGAAUGACAGCUGCUUUUAUAUUAUAUAAAAAUAUAAUUCCUUCUGGUUGGUUAUCUGAGUAGUCUGCUCUCUGAUGAAAGAUGCUUGUACAGCAUUUAUUCCAAAUCCAGACUGAAAAACAGCUGUUUUAAAUUCAUGGGACAUCUAUGACUUCGGCCUGAUGGUGUAAGUGGCUGGUGUAAGUGGUGGGACGUUCAAGCCAGACUGGCUCUUUGGUUAGAUAUGAAUCUUGUAAGAAUCCUAGCACAAUGCAAAUGAUUAAUCUUUAAUCCCCAAAAAACCUUGCCUGAGGAUCUCUUGUCAAAGCCUUCUGUACACCUUUACCAGUCCAUCUAGAAAAAAUAUAUACAGGCUCAUGUUGAUGGAGAUAGGUUGGAUUUCUACCAAAUGCUGUAACAUUUUCUUACUGUCAUCACGUGACAAGCUGAUAACAUCAACUCCUCAGCUGCACCGCGCUUUUCAAGGAAGCCUGUAAUGGAUGUGUUUGAAGUUGGAAAUUCAGCAUUUAGCGGGAAGUAAAUUGCUUGCUGCUAUUAAUGGAUUCAGUUGCCAAUAUUAGGCUUGGAGUCAAGUAGAAGAAAGGCAAUGAUGAGCGUAUUGGAGAGAAGAUGAUUGACUCUUACAGAGCAGAGUGCUCACCCUGUGCCGCAUGAGGAAAUACACAUGGCCUGCUACAGUACUCUCAAAGCAUACAGUAAGCCUGGGACCCAGGUGCACCAUAUGCCUAUCGAGCUCCUGUGCCUGGUCUAGGCCUUCAAGCUGUGAAGUGUGAGCUGAUCCUGCAAUAUCCAGAGAGCAAGCAAAAGGACGUGCCAGAACAGCAUAGAAGCGGCCUCUCCAGGAGCUAUGUGUGCAUGUUAAAUGCUGCAUUCAAUCUAGGAGGAGACAGCACCACCAGCAAGCCCAGGCUCUGAUAGGGGCUCCUCUGCUUCACCCACUCCCCUGCGAGGAAAGGGAGGAAAGUCAGUGAGGCUCCAUCCCACCCUUCUGAAAAGAGGGGGUCAUAGAGGAACAGCUCUGCCCUGCCUCCACCCUGGCAGUCAGCAGCUGGAAAGAAGUAACACUAAACCUAGACCUGGACUAAGAGGGGCCUCUCUACCAGAAUAAACUCUGUGCCACAUCAUGCCAUCACUUUAGUAUGCUUGCAUCAGCAAGACAGGGAAGGACUGGGUGUGAAGGGCUCUGAGGUGGACCAGGCACUCACUCAUCCUCCGUGUCCUCCUCCUUCCUCAUGUGCACCAUGAAAUUGGGGCCUGCCUCAGUGAUGUGCUUUGAGAUGCACUGAUGGAAGUCUCUGUGGCAAGACUCAAUGUUAUGCUGUUGCAUCAAUAUGUGAUGCACUGUGAGCAGGGAGCAUCAGGAUGUGAAGGCAGACUACCAGGGCCAUGAUUAUAUCAUGAUUCCCUGCAGCUCCAGCCAGUUCUCUGGUGGUAGCUCUCUGAUGACCCAUAGUGUCACCUCUUGGAAAUGAGAUGUUUAGAGCCAGGCGUUAGUAUGUUUUGCUGCAGUGAGCUUCAGUACUUUAAACCAGAGAGAAAUCUGUGGCAUCUCUGGGCCAUUCCUUCUUCCACAGUAGCGAGAGAACUAGCUGAUGUCUGGAGCAACUCAGCUCUCAUGUUGUUUCAAUG